Molecule: messenger RNA, 300 nt
Organism: Leptosia nina
Lineage: Eukaryota; Metazoa; Arthropoda; Insecta; Lepidoptera; Pieridae
Source: the annotation of a GenBank genome assembly
AUGAUUAACCUUGCUGUCGCCAGGUGGCAGACAGAUCGCAGUGAAGUUGACGGCAGGCGGGGCACAGGAUGCGCACGCAGGUUACAUAACGCGCGUGGGGCGCGCGCAGCGGAGUCGGGAGCGGGGAGCGGGGCGAUCGAUGCGCGCCCGGGGGGUGUCAACGGCAGUCGAGCGGCGAGCGAGCGACAUGGCGGCGCGCCCACCCCGCGCGGCGGCCCCGCGGCCCGGGCCGCGCGAGUAGGUCGCCAUGCGCGAUGCGGUAUGAGGCAGCGCCGCGCCCGGCGGGCCGGCCCCCGCUAG